Molecule: messenger RNA, 6779 nt
Organism: Gadus macrocephalus (Pacific cod)
Lineage: Eukaryota; Metazoa; Chordata; Actinopteri; Gadiformes; Gadidae
Gene: agtpbp1
Product: ATP/GTP binding carboxypeptidase 1
Exons: 24
Coding region: 1090-4710 (1206 amino acids)
Biological process (GO): C-terminal protein deglutamylation; proteolysis; protein side chain deglutamylation
Molecular function (GO): zinc ion binding; metallocarboxypeptidase activity
Source: RefSeq, a predicted model, not a curated record
CUGGAGUUGUGUCUGUGAAGCUAUUGCCUGUUGAGGGGUGGCCCUGUGCUACUGCAUCUGUUCACUGUUAUGAUUACAAAAUGUAAAGUUUUUGUGUGCAAUCUAAAACUGUUACUGAAUUAUUUUACCACUUGUCAUUAUAAGCCUAAACAUUGUACUUUGGCCUUCUACUCUGCUUCUAAGCUUGCUUGGGAAUCUGAGGAGUGACCUUUGAGUUAUUGCAUUUCCUCCCUGUUUCUCCCUUGCUCUUUGCCGGCCUGCAUCAUCAGUUAAAGUCUGCAUGAUGAGAAAAUAUGUCAAAUGAUCAAAAGACCGCAACCCUGCUGACAGACACUCUUGAUUAAUCGUAAUCUUGCAUCCAACAUCUAAUGCUGCGUACCAUUCAGUCAGGGUCUCUCAGCUGCUCCUCUCCUCUCAGUCUCUCAUGGUUUCUAGUUGUGGAUAUCCAAAGAAGUGUGCGUGGGUGAGGAGGCCGGGAGGGUGAACCUGUUCAGCGUAACGAUACACCCUCGUGUCCAGGCCUUGCUGACCUCAGUUCCACACCGCAGACCCGGCCUCUUGGGUUGUCACUCCCAUGACAUUGUAGACGUCGGGAGGGAAUGAUUGGCAUUUGCAAAGGGACGGAGAGAAGGGAUACUAUUGGUUAACGGGUCAAAGGAGUGUCUGGCAAGGCGUUACUAGCAUCAUCGAAUUAGGGUAGGAUUUACAUGGCGGUUUGGCUCUCCAUGUUGUCAUCUCUUUCACUCUGUUUUGGUCUCUUUUCGUUCUUUCUUGGUCUCUUUUACUCAUUGGCCUUACUUAAUUUGAUAUCAUUAGUUUCUUUGCUGACUACCGCUGGAGGCAUGAGGAAGAGGAAACGGGAGGGAAGUUAGCUUGUUCAGUCGCCGGUUCCCCUAAGGAGUGGUCUAUAUUUGCAAUAGCAUGCAGAGGAAGGUCUAUAUGGUUGACACUGUACUCCCUAUCUCUUUACUCUGGUGUCAGCUUGUGUAAAGACGGCUGUGCGAACACCAGCCUAGGACGUUUGGCAAAAUAUUUGACUGUUUACCAACCAGCAGGCACUUGAUCCUUGAGCUUGGACUGAGCUGAGGUAUGGAGUAUAGUUUCACCAGGACAUACAGGGGAUCUUUGGUCUGUGAAGAUUCAUCAGAGAAGACCAAGAAGGAGGUGAUGUCCAAAGGCUCAACUGGCAUGGAGGUCAUCCUGGCUUCCCUGGAGAAUUCCCGAGAUCUUCAGACCACCUUGAACAUUCUUUAUAUCCUCAGUGAGCUACUUACUGUGGGCGGAGGGCGCAGGGUGGCGGUGUUUGUGUCCAAGGGGGGCCCCGCCAUCUUACUGAAGCUGCUGAUCUCUGCCAGCAAAGAGUCUCCUCCCAGUGAGGAACUCAUGCUGCAGCUUCACUCCCUGCUGGCCAAAGUGGGACCAAAAGACAGGAAGUUUGGGGUGAAGGCCCGUUUGACUGGCGCUCUGAAUGUCACCGUCAACCUACUGAAACAGAACCUCCUCAACUCCAAACUGGUUCUGCCUUGCCUGCAAGUCCUCAGGGUCUACUCUUCCAACUCGGUGAACGCCAUCUCUCUGGGGAAAAGCGGUGCAGUGGAGCUCAUGUUCAAGAUCGUGGGGCCGCACACCAAGAAGAACACCACCCUGCUCAAGGUGGCCCUGGACACUCUGGGAGCCCUCCUCAAAUCCAAGACCAACGCGCGGCGGGCGGUUGACCGAGGGCACGUCCCCCUCCUGCUGUUCGCCUACCAAGACUGGCACCGCAAUGACACCCGGCAACGGCACAUGCUGAUCCGGAAGGGCCUGCUGGCCAGCCUCAGGAACAUCACCAACAUCAAGUGCGGCAGGACUGCCUUCAUCGAGGCCGACGGCAUGAGAGUCCUCUACAACACCUCCAACGAGUGCCUCCCAGUGCGGACGCUGGACCCUCUGGUGAACACCUCCAGUCUCAUCAUGAGGAAGUGUUUUCCCAAGAACCGCCUGCCUCUGCCCACCAUCAAGUCGGCCUUUCACUACCCUCUACCACACGUGCCCGCAGGGGGCCCGGUGGCACAGAUCUACAGCCAAAUGCCUGGAGUGGACGACGUCGUGGACGACAGCGAUGAUGAGACUGAGGCGGAUAUGGAGAAUGACACAGAGAACGAAGAGGACGAGAAGGACUGUCGCGCUGGGAACGACGACAUAGAGACGGACCUCAGCAAGCUCCGUCCCAGAGAGAUCCACAGCCGUCCGUUUGAGGAGCUGAGGGUGUACGACAAGUUCUUUCUGGAGCUGUCCGAGGACUUCCAGGGGUACGAUUUUGACAAUGCCAAAACGUCCUCGGAGACUUCCACCACAUCGGCCACCAAAUCCCCCCGGCCAAUCACCGUGCCCGCGGUCCAAGCCGCGCCCCUUCAGCGUGACCCCGGCGAGGGCCGCCCGGCCUCCGCCCCCUCCUCCUGUAGACCUGCCACGCCCCUGGCCCCCGCCCCGGCCUCGUCCCCCCUGCCGCCUCUAGAACUAGCCAGCAUCCACCUGACGGAAGACGCCAAAGAGGGCGUGGCCAAAGAGGGCGUGGCUAAAGAGGGCGUGGACAGAGAGGGCGUGGCCCCGGGGGCCCGGCCCGCCCCCCGGGGCACGGGCCUGGAGCAGGAGCUGGUGCGCGUGCUGGAGCGCGUGGCCCUGGAGGCCGACAGCCCUCUGAACGGAGGAGGUGGAGGAGGGGGAGGGGUGGACGAGCCUCCGGUGAACUCCACCCGACACAUCCAGUCCCCGCUGCUCGUCGGGGGCAUCGCCGCGGCGCGCCGAGGGGGGGGUGGCGGCAGCAGCGCCGGGGGGUCGGACUGCGGCUCUGAGGGCCCCGAGGAGGAGGGCCCCCUGCUGGAGGUGCCCGACACGGCCCUGCUGCUGCCCCUCCACGACCCCGACCUGUACGUGGAGAUGGUGAAGGGCACGGCCUCGGUGCCUCGGUACUCGGAGGUGGCGUACCCCGACUACUUCGGCCACGUGGCCCCCACCUUCAGGGAGCCGCUGCUGGAGAGGGCCUACGGCGUGCAGAGGGCUAAGAUAUUCCAGGACAUUGAGAGGUUGAUUCACCCAAAUGACAUCUUGGACAAAGUCGUUUAUGACCUGGAUAUUCCUAGUGGCCCUGUGAUUGCUGACGAUGGAGAGUCACUGAAGUUCAACUCACAAUUUGAAUCCGGCAACCUCAGAAAGGCUAUCCAUGUCAGGCAGCAUGAGUAUGACCUGGUGCUCAACUCGGACAUCAACAGUAACCACUAUCACCAGUGGUUCUAUUUUGAGGUGAGCGGGAUGUGCGUCGGAACGGACUACCGCUUCAACAUCAUCAACUGUGAGAAGUCCAACAGCCAGUUUAAUUACGGUAUGCAGGUACUGAUGUAUUCUGUGCAGGAGGCGAUUGGGGGUAAGCCUCGCUGGGUGAGAACAGGAGAAGACAUCUGUUACUACAAAAACCAUUUCUCCAGGAGUUCAAUUGCCACAGGCGGCCAGAAAGGAAAGUCGUACUACACCAUGACGUUCACCAUGAACUUCAGCCAUAAGGACGACGUCUGCUACUUUGCCUACCACUACCCUUACACAUACUCCACCCUCAAGAUGCACCUGUCCAAGCUUGAGGACCUGAGAAGCCCUCAGAUCUAUUGGAGACAGGACGUCCUGUGUGAGACACUGGCAGGAAACAGCUGCCCCCUCCUCACCAUAACAGCCAUGCCCGAGGCCACCACCAACGACCACAUCUGUGCGUUCAAGAACCGGCCGGUGAUCUUCCUGUCGGCCAGGGUGCAUCCCGGGGAGACCAACGCCAGCUGGGUGAUGAAGGGCACGCUGGAGUUCCUGAUGGGCUCCAGCCAGCUGGCCCACAGCCUGCGAGAGGCCUACAUCUUCAAGAUCGUCCCCAUGCUCAACCCCGACGGCGUCAUCAACGGAAAUCACCGCUGCUCUCUGAGCGGUGAGGAUUUGAACCGCCAGUGGCAGAACCCGAGCCACGAGCUCCACCCAACAAUCUACCACACCAAGAGCCUCCUGCAGUACCUCGCUCACAUACAGAGGGCGCCACUGGUUUUCUGUGACUACCACGGUCACUCUCGUAAGAAGAACGUGUUCAUGUAUGGCUGCAGUGUGAAGGAGACAGUCUGGCAGUCCAACAUCAACACCUCCUCCUGCGAUCUACAUGAAGACCUGGGAUACAGGACUCUGCCUAAGAUUCUGUCCCAGAUGGCCUCUGCCUUCAGCAUGGGCAGCUGCAGCUUCGUGGUGGAGCGCUCCAAGGAGUCCACGGCCCGCGUGGUCGUCUGGCGGGAGAUUGGGGUCCAGCGCAGCUACACCAUGGAGAGCACGCUGUGUGGCUGUGACCAGGGGAAGUAUAAGGGUCUCCAGAUCGGCACCAGGGAGCUAGAGGAGAUGGGCGCCCAGUUCUGUCUGGCCCUGCUCAGGCUGAAGCGGCUCACCUCCCCUCUGGGCCUGCGCACCCAGCAGCACUUCCUGGACGUGGAGAGUGACCUCAUGGAGACCCGCGCCAAAGUGACCAGCAGCAGCCCCACCACCUACGUGAUGGAGGAGGACGAGCCGUCCUUCCAGGAGGAGGUGGACUACAGCGCCGACAGCAACGACGACGAUCCCGACCCGGACGUCGAGGCCAGCAACGAGCCCGAGGACGCCGCCCUCCACCUGGACACGCUGUCGGACUGCGAGACCGCCAACCACAAAAAAUAAAGCAUGAAUCGGGUCACCGCGACUGCUGGUACGUUGGUGUCGGGUGGGUGGGGUGGGUGGGGGUCGUUCGACACGUUGAAGCCCAAAAUCGGGGGGGGGGGGGGUUUGCUCCCGAUGGGGGCACGUCUUGCCCCCUUCUACCGUAACGUAGAGCCGAGAGUCGGAUGGCCGCCCGACUCUGUGCAUUCCAAUGAAUGGAUGAAUGAUCCACCCUCCCCCGGGAGUGUCACCUUGUCACGUAAAGCUUCCUCAUGCCAUUACAGUUCACCCUCUGCGCCCAGCCGUGACCUCAGACACCAUGUAUAGCCUCUGAGAAGUCCUCAAACCAACCUACACCAAGCCACGGGCACCGUCACUGUUAAUGCUCUACCUGACCCCAAUGCUUCACCCGUCUGACUUAAGCAGUAGAAGACGGGCCGCACGCAUCUGUCCAGAGUAGUCAGGCAAGACACAGACACGGGACAGCUCCGGCUUUGUAUGGAGCUGAGGCGAUAGUUUUGUUUUGGGUCUGAACCCGCUUUUGCAGUUAUUGUGGAAGUGUGUACCUCACCCGCUGGCUCUCCUGACUGAUAAAUCUCACCAGUUUGCCUUCAUAUUAAUACACCUUUCCUCCAUCUCUCGCCCUGCACUUUAUCACACCCGUUAUGUAAAAUAAAAAGUGUGCGUUCCUCCCAUCUUUUCUCCCCUCCCCCACCUUCUAUUCUUUAAUCCUUCAUCGUUCUACUUCCAUUCUUUCACUCUGUAAUCCUCUCUUCCCUCCCUUUUUACUUGAGGCCCCUGGGAUGACUGGACCACUUAAAGAGAUGCCUUUUCUUGAAUGUGAAUAAUAGGCCACCAACAUACACAACACUGACAUCCCGUUGAAUGAGAUCAUCUCUUAACGUUACCUGUGUUGUUGUUUUGUCGUCACCCUCGUCCCCUUGAUUGUGGCACCUCAUGGGAUUCCCCUCCUCCAUAUUCUGUCGACUUACUCAAAAUGUGUUGUUUCCUAUACUCGCUCAGUAGAAUGUUUCCACUUCUUAAGCAAAACAUAGUCUUAAUGGUACUUCACAGUAAGGGCGCGUGCCCACACGUACAGCUCUAUACCACAAACCUAACACAAGGAAGUUCUGCUUUUUGUUGAUGUAUUUAUAUGUUGGUUCGCAACCGCUUAAAAUGUCUGAAUAAUGACAAAAGUAGGUAGUGAUUAAAAAAUGUACAGUAUACAUACACACACUAGUCACGUUUUUCCGAACGAUCGACACGGUACGAUCAAAAGCUGUACAGCCUAGGUGCACAAUGCAUGGGGUGCUAUAUACCUAUGUCAUAGAGGCUCACUUUUCCCCAACAGGAACAGUAUCCCACUCGUCCGACUCAUUUCAUCCACUUUAAAUUACCAGUAGCCCAACCAAAGCGAUUAUAAGUAUAUGAGGUUUUAUUUUGAAAUGAACACUAUAAGCUUUUUUUUUAUACUCUGUCUUAUCAUCGUAGCUUGUAAAGAAGCAGUGUGGAACAAAAAGGUGGUGCUCUAAACCAGAGUAUACAGUCUUGGCUUAGCUGUAGUAUUUUAUUGCUUUCUUAAUGGAGGGAGUUCUAUAGUUCAAUUUCCUAAUGCAUUUGUACAGUUGGUGCAUGGCUAAUUUAUGUUAUGUUUAAUUUACAUUGGUUUUCAGUGUGCAACCCCCGUGUUUUAGGUAAAUGUCAUGUUUGCCUUAUUUAAAUGAAAGUUGUUUUAGAUUUAUAUGUGUUUAUUCAUUGUAUAAGGUUUUAUUUAUUUGAUGACAUAAUAUCACGCUGUCGUAUGAAUGUAUUUGCCUUUGUAUUCAAUUAUAAAGUUAUGAUUUAGAAUGUUUAUGUCCACCUUACUUUGGGAAACUUUUUUUUUUGCAGGCAUGAGAUAAGAUAGCAAACGGCUAAUUUGAUUGUAAUAAAAAUGCACUGAAACUUGUUACUAAAUUAUGGGAAAUAAAAUGUGAAUGUGAAAAGCGGUUGGCUUGCUGCUCUGUAAAAUGCACAAAAUGUCGUGUUUGUAUGAGUUAUUUCAAAAAGAGUGUAGACAAAAUAAACAUGUAUUCACACAUUAAACAUGA